Naumovozyma castellii is the source of this 1650-nucleotide messenger RNA. It is a transcript of the gene MPA43, whose product is annotated as Mpa43p. Bases 1 to 1650 code for a protein of 549 amino acids. Lineage: Eukaryota; Fungi; Ascomycota; Saccharomycetes; Saccharomycetales; Saccharomycetaceae. The record is from RefSeq and is a predicted model, not a curated record. The transcript has a single exon.
AUGGAGAUUGGUAUUGGUAUUGAUGUGGGAUCAACUAGUGUCAGAAUUGGAAUCUUCAACUAUGAGGAUGGGACUACGAUAAAAACAAUUGUGAAGGAAAUGCUUUAUAAGCAUGAACCAGACAGCAAAUUAUGGCACUAUACUCAGAAUGCCUUUGUAAUGAGGGAUUCAAUCUUUACCGCCUUGGAAGAAUUGCAUGUCAAUUCCUAUAUUGUUAAGAUAUGUGGUGUUUCAGCUACAUGUUCGAUGGUAUUUCUUCAACGUGAUUCCCCGGCAGAUCAUCUCAGACCACUUACAAUAAUACACGAGGAAACUAAUAAUACUGACUCUAUUAUCUUUUGGAAAGAUCAUACUGCUCAACCAGAGGCGCAAAGACUUAACAAUAAACUCAGAACUGCAAAUGAAGGGCUUUCCGGGAAGGAAAAUAAAAUAUUGUCAACAUUAGGUUCAAGAUCUGGGUUUAUUGGUGAAAUGGCAAUUCCUAAGUUAAGUCGAUUGAUCAAUUUGAUAAAAGAGGGAUUUUAUGAGACCCCCCACAUACUGGAGGUCUAUGAUUUACAUGUUUAUAUUGCACAAACACUAGCACAGAAAUAUGACUGGAACACUGUACAUCUACAAAAUAAGCCGAACGUGAACGGAAUUGGUAUCGAUGGGGAAUUACAGGGCUGGGAUUUAUCAUUUUACGUCUGGGCUUUACCAGAAACGUCUUUCCCUAUAUGUAUUGGUCCUUCAAAGGUAAUAAAUGAAACAUCUAUAGUAAGACCGAAAAGUUGUAUUGAUUGCUAUGCCAGUUGGUUUUCCACUGAUGCUUGCACAAAGGAUGAUACACUCUUUAUGGCUGCAGGUACUUCUACAUGUUGCUUGUAUGCAAUGCCAAGAAGUGCCUUAGAAUAUUUUGGGGAACAACAACAACCUCUGUCUUUAUUUUGGGGACCAUUUACGAACGUAUUAGAUAAGGAUAAAAAAAGCUCUUUCGAAAUUGGUUUCUCUGAAACAGGUAUUCUAUUGGAGAAAUUAUUUAAUAAGCAUCAAAUAACAGCAUCCUGGAGUGUUGCUGAAAGUAUAAACUACGUGGAAAAUCAGAUUGCCAUCUAUGAGCGAAAAAAGAGCCACUCAAUCUAUUUAGAACCUGAAAUCUACUUGUUUCUCAAGUACCUUACAUUAAACAAGCCAUCUGGUAGAGAUACACCCGAUACCCCAGAUUUAUUUGGAAAUGAUGGGGUUACUGACUCAACUUUAGGAUUGAUUUUUAAAUAUAUUGCAAUAUUAGAAUAUCUAGCAUACCAAGUUUCCAAUUUGAUACUCCAGUUUCAGAAAGAGAAAAUAAUAAUCAACCAUCUAGUACUAUCUGGAAGCCAAGCUCAGAAUAAGAGGUUGCUUGAUCUUAUACUAUUCAUGCACGAUGGCACAAUUGAUAUAAUAGUACCAGCCGAGGAUUGGAAAUUUGGUGCAAUGAAAGGUGCAUUCUAUCUUGGCAAGGCAUAUUUUUUACAUCAAUCCAUUGUCGAUUUCUUGAAAUCUAGGAAAAAUGCUGAUCAAAUUGUGAUCUGUACAAGAAGUGAAACAUCCAUAUUGAAAGAAAAUUCUUUUGAAGAGCAAACACUAAUAACAGCAAUGUUUCAAAACCAGUCCAGAAGCCUUUAUAAAUGA